Haplochromis burtoni (Burton's mouthbrooder) is the source of this 1025-nucleotide messenger RNA. RefSeq lists its product as uncharacterized. Gene Ontology annotation, cellular component: extracellular region; membrane. Gene Ontology annotation, biological process: lipid transport; lipoprotein metabolic process. Gene Ontology annotation, molecular function: lipid binding. Lineage: Eukaryota; Metazoa; Chordata; Actinopteri; Cichliformes; Cichlidae. The record is from RefSeq and is a predicted model, not a curated record.
UCUUCCAGACCUCAGUUUGAUUUACAAUCCAAAGCAAAAGGUCGGAGGUCAAGUGGGUCAUCAGACUGUGCAGAGGAAACCUUUCUACACAUCACAAAGGAAAAUCUAUAAAAUGGCACAGAGUUCAUUAUAUUUACUGAACAAGCUUAGAAAAAAUGCCUUCAGGCUGAAAACACUGUGACUGAUGUGGAGGAGCUUCAGAGGACCCUCAGACGAGUGUCUCGCCUAAAAGAGAUGAGUUCAGGACUUCUGUUUGAAACGAACAUCCUGCUGGCCUUUGUGGAUGGGCUGAUAAAGCUCAUCAAGCAAAUCUUCAGAGUCACUGCGACCCCUGAAGAGGAUCAAAAGUUAAGAGACGCCAUUAUCAACUCGGCUGAUCAGAGUCAGAAGAUCAUUGAGGGGUUUGAUAAGAUGACAACAGAACUGAGAAAGUUUACAAGAAAUGAAAGAAAGUAGAAAAGUCACCUCCACCCCUCCUCCUCCACCCUGUGAGCCUGUACUGUUCACACUAACAAAUAAUGUUUUAUGAAUAAAGGAUCAUCAGACUGUGACCUGGACUGUAUGAAGGACUUGUGUAGUUUGAGUCUGAAGUUUCCUCAUGUCCUCCGGUCACAGACUGGAUGUUGUUGUAUAUCCAUGUAAAGCUGACCCACAGCAGCCUGACGUCACAGAGAGGUCGUAUAAAGAGGGUCCAUGGUCUCUGCUGAUUUCCAACAUUUGACUGUUUUUACUCCACAUUAACCUGAACUCUGAGAGACUCGCCAACUUUCUUUGUCCUGGCUGGAAAAUGUUUUUCAUUCAUGAGCUAAAAAGAUGAUUUCAUUAAUUUGAUUAAUUUCAUUAACUCUGAUUAUAAAAUAAACCCGAGAAACUUCUUGAGCCCAGAAACGAGCAACCACUACCUGGUGGGAAAUUCUAAAUACAUCGUUAAAAUCACCUUCACAUGGAUUUAAAAAUAUACAUUAAAUGUUCAAAUGCUUUAGUAUGUGAAUAUAUGUUUGUGUAAAAUGCUGAUAAAGAACUGA